Colletotrichum phormii is the source of this 521-nucleotide messenger RNA. RefSeq lists its product as uncharacterized. The coding region runs from base 87 to 395 and encodes 102 amino acids. Lineage: Eukaryota; Fungi; Ascomycota; Sordariomycetes; Glomerellales; Glomerellaceae. The record is from RefSeq and is a predicted model, not a curated record. The transcript is spliced from 2 exons.
AUCUGUUCGUGCGUGGUAUGCGUGUGGAUGUGCGCACGUCUUCUAUAUCAGCAUAGGGCGGCGUAUGUUGUGCAUAUUGGAUCGGGAUGAACGGAGUAAUGUCUCGGGGAAACCUAACCUACCUUAAACCCAUCCCACCGACCUCUUUGCAGGCAGAUCGCGCAGACGGGGUUCUUCCUUUUUUUCAACUAUUUUACAUUAAAGCAACGUUGGGCGGGCAGGCAGGCAUGGUGACGAGCGGGCAAGGUUUUUUCUUUUUGGCUUGGUUGCUUGACUUUGGUUUUCCAACUUGGCAUACAACCUCUGUUUUUCUUGUUUUUAUGCCGUCAUUGUCCUGUCACGCGUGCCACUGGAUUGUCAGUUGGUUGGUUUUUUGGAGUUUGUACUGCAGAUAAUGAUUCGUUCAGAGUAUAAACAGUUCAUCUUCCAAAGUCUUUGUCCACAAUAUGUCAAUUGUGAAAUGACAGUUGUGAUUUACCCUGAGCUUAGCUGUCUUCCUGGAAUCAUUAACUGGUAAAGUA